Molecule: messenger RNA, 2396 nt
Organism: Pieris rapae (cabbage white)
Lineage: Eukaryota; Metazoa; Arthropoda; Insecta; Lepidoptera; Pieridae
Product: ENHANCER OF AG-4 protein 2
Exons: 2
Coding region: 52-2229 (725 amino acids)
Source: RefSeq, a predicted model, not a curated record
GAACGCUCGUAGACGCGAAUAUUUAUGAAAUCCGUUUACUAACCAGUGAAGAUGGUUACAAAAAAAGUUAUACAAAUAUUUUUAGUAGUUUUCACAAGCGAUUAUGUAUUGGCUCUUAGUUUUCCCGGUCCUCAAGUUUAUGUCGUCACACCCGCGGCUCCUCGACCUUUUCAAGUGGAUGCAAAGCCAGCACCGUUCUAUUACCGCAAUUGGAUGAGAAGAAUGGAUUCUGGUGAGAACGCAACUUCGACCACGACUUCGACAACGACGAAUACUCCGAGAGUGAAAACGCCUGAUCUCAUUUUUGCAGAAUUUGAGUCAGAUGGAAGCAUGAAAAAGUCAAUAAGAAAGCUUUUGGAAAAUGAAAGGGUUCAACCGAAAUCAACCACCUCUACUGCCCUACCAAUUUAUGUACCUGAAAGUGAGUCUUAUAAAUCAGAUGAAAAUAAAUACGGCUUACCCGUGCCUUUGGAAAGAGAUGGUCACAAGAUAGAAAACCAGAAAGUAGAUAACGACUAUUUUUCCAUGUAUAACAACUUUUACAAUAAGGUACCAGCGCCCGUUUACAUGCCUUCAACGACACAGCGACCUGCUAUAGUUUCCACGACUACACCCUCAACGACAAUUGGUAAUGUAGAAAACAUUUGGCAUAUUAUUGAUAAUGAGAAGCUUAAUGAAGAUAAAGGAAAGUGGGAUGAAGUGGCACUGCCAUCUUAUGAGUACACUAGUGAUGAGAAUAAUGACGACCACAGUGGUGCGCAUAUAACAGAAGCUGAACCCAAUGAUUCCCUUAAAAAGACUGAUAAAGAUGAAGAAUCAAUGGACGAAAACUUUGCUUUGCCAGGAUUCUCAACCAACAGUGGAAGCGCGGCUGAAAAUGAGUCAAGAGCAAUUCGCACUGAACAAAAUAUCCGAUUUCCCUAUGUUAAUUUAAAACCGUUUCAAAUGAAAAAACCUAUGCUGGACCUUUUUUCAAAUAGUAAAAAGGGAAAUAAUUUAUUAACUAGCUUAGACAAUUUUUUCGAAACCAAAAAUCCAGUAAGAGGGGAAGCGCAAGAUUUCGGAAAUACUCCAAUGAACCAGCCCAUUGAUCGGUAUAAUCCCGCACAACCUUAUUUACCUCAGGCCUACAGUAGCAAAUCAAAGCAAUCAAGCCCAAAUUCUUCACCACCAAAAGCCACUGCUAGCUUGGUUCCACCCCCACCUCCACCUUCCAACGGGGUCAAUUUGCCAUCUCCCAUAAGUUAUGAUUCAUUUCCCCCAUACACCCUAGAUUCUGCACCUUCGUUUCCUCCAGCAUCAGCCCCUGUACCUGAAUCACUCCCAUCACCACCAGUAAUCACUCCCAGUAAUGAUGAUUCGACUGAUACAUAUUCUGGUCCUAGUGGAGAAAGCGAUGGGCAAUCGAUGGAUAUUGGAUAUCGUUAUAAAGCACCUUCUCCCCCAUCGUCACCAGCUUUUUUACCCACUGUAGCACCAAUAAGUAAACCAUUUAUUGGUUAUUCAUAUAAUAAGCCAGAUAUGCCAUCCAACAGCGUUAACUCCAUGAUGACUAUGGACCAAAAUCAAGGUUUUCAAGGAUAUCACUAUAGUAAACCGAAACCCUCUGUUCAGGCUCCACAAUCUGAGACAUAUGAUUCUCCUCCAAGUUAUGGUCAUCCAGAUUCUGGCCCGACAUAUGGUUCAGCACCAGGUUAUGGUGAUUCAGGUCCCCCAUCUGAUCACCAUAAUUUCCCUUUCCCUAAUUCUGAUGGUAACGAUUUUAAAGAUGCUGGGAUGAUGCCACCACCAGAUAUAACACCUUACGGUGGUCCCCCAAGUGACCAUGGUUUUCCCAGUGAUUUUCCAACAGACUUUAAAUUCCCUCCUGACUUCGAUGAUCAUGAUCAUGAUCACCAUGUGCAUCAUGACCACCCACCAUCUUCUACAGAAAUGCCUCGUGUUAAUAGAUUCAGUUACUAUUAUUUGGGGAAAAAGUUAUAUUACUUACCGCUAUACUUCAGCGUUUACUUUAUUGUUUAUGUGGGUGCUUUAAUUAUUAAGGCAGUACUUCGUCAUAAAAUUGUGUACCCUAACAGUUGGAGGCCGAAUACGACCACGGCUGGUUUCUUCUCCAAGAGGUCAGUGGAUGAUUUCCUUCAUCACGAUAACAUGCACGAAUUGACUGGACGGAUAACUCACGCGAUAGCGACUGCUGCAGAAAAAUAUACAGAGAGCAAAAGAAAAUAAUCUUGUAUAAGAUAUUUGCUGUUUAAGUUGAACUGUACAUAUGAGAAAAUUAUCUAACAAAACACAGCUACAGUUAUUAAUUUAAGGAACUAAUAAUAUGAUGUUGCGAUCUGGACAUAUUUAAUACAUUGUAAAAUUAUUGUUAUUUAUUUUAAAUAUUUGUUCAU